AAGCCGGGUUAGGGUUUUCACGGGCCGGGUACGGGUUUAUCCGUGGGUUUCGGCUUGUUUGCCAGCUCUAUUCCCGCCUGUUACUAGGGCAUUCAGAAUCGUUCCGCAGAGAGAAAACGAAGAAGAGAGUCAGUCACGGUGAAUCAGUAAUGGACAUGGAUUUGGAUGAUUUAGAGCUCACUGAUCAACCGAAUCGAGUCGCUACAUCAUCAAGACCUACAAGGUUUGCACCUAAAUCAGCGAAACUUAAACCUAUCCCAAAAUCAGAACCAGUCAUAUUACCUGAACCAGAAAAAACCCUAAUUCUUCCGAAGAAACAAGAAGACAUAAUAAGUAUACCUCAUAAAAACGAACUAGAAGGCGUAAAACAAGAUGAAGAAUCGAAAGAAGAAGUAGAAUCAAAAGAAUUAGUAGAAUCGAUGGAAGUAGAUAAUGAUGAGGAUGAUGAAGUUGUUAGAGAAAUUGAUGUUUUCUUUAAACCCUCACCAAUCGAUGUUGAUACCCAAUUAUAUGUUCUUCAGUAUCCAUUAAGACCUAGUUGGAGGCCAUAUGAUAUGGAGAAGUGUCAAGAGGUUAGAGUGAAACCCAAAAAGGUGCAAGUUGAAAUUGAUUUAUCACUGGAUAUGGACGAAAAUUAUGAUGUUGGUGUUGAUGAGCAUUUGAGGAUAACAAAGCAGACAUUGUUAUCGCAGAAGGUGCCGCUCACCAGAGGAUGUGCUGUUGGGGUUCUUGUUGGAAAUAAGUUACACCUAAAUCCUGUAAAUGCAGUUGUACAGCUGCGGCCAUCGAUGGAGCACGUUAUUCCCGAUAAUUUGAAGAAGAAGAAGAAUAUUGUAGAAGCUACGGUAAAGUCUGAAAAGACAAAUGGAGGACCCGGGCCCUCAAGGACGAAAGGGAACUUGGUGAGGCCGUUGAAUGGACCGGAUAUUGAGGUUGAUGAGCCUUGGGUUUCUCUUGAAUAUCAUGGUGUGGAUAGCAUCUUCUCAAGCAGAUUUCGCCAGAAAAUGACAUCGGAAGAGAGCACUCCGAUUCAAUUUUCCAUGAACCCGUACGAUUAUGUGAAUUCGCUAUGUCCUCCAACACCAACCGAAGACAAUAGAAGUAAAAGUUCUCUAAGAAGGCUCUGUAUGUCUCUGCCGCUGGAGGAGAAGUUUAAAAAAUGGUUCUCUGAGGGGGAUCAAGUGAAUCGGUUUGCUUCAAUUAAGUACCUCGCUCCGUAUGACCCCGAGGAAAUUGUUCUCCAAGAGAUUCAAAAGCAUGCUAAUUUAGUGCAAGGAUUGUGGGUGUGCAGGACCAAUUUAUUGCCACUUAAAGGCGCUGAAGCUGCAUCGAGAGACUACAUUCUUUGUUUAUUUAGGAAGAGUGAUUUAAUCCCUGCGAAGAUACUUUCGGAGUAUCGUAAAGAAACAGUGAAAGAGAUCAUGACUUCACUAGCUGUUUAUAGAGAUACAUGUCGUGAUUGGAAAUUUAAGGUUCCUACAGAUGUGCAAUUUAUUAAGGAUCAUCCAGAAAUAGUGAAGGAGCAGGAGAGUCUUUGGGUGAUUCGUGAAAAGAAGAUGAUUGAGAUGCUUAAUGAGCGUUCCAUGAGAAUGAAACUAAAACCAAGCAUGGCGACAAAGCUUGCUGCAUCUGGUAAUACCAAUUCAGGAGUAAAGAAAAGUGUAAAUGAAACAUCGAGUACGGCGUCAAUGUCAGAUGAAACGCGAGAAGCGCUGCCCAAGGUCUUGGAAGAUAUAUUCCGACAGGACAAGAUUUGCAGCUUGCAACUUAUCAGGCAUAGAUUGAGGGAGCAGGCUGUUGAAAAAUCUGCCCGUCCAAAACCGCAAUCUAGGGCUUUCAGAGCUGCUGCCCUUGGUGCUGACAUUCCUCCAUCUGAGCUCGAGCCUCUUAUUAGUCAAGUUGCAACAAAUAUCCAUGGAGUCUAUGUUGCUAAGUCGUCAGAAAAUACAACACCCAAUCCUUUGAGGGAUAUUGUAAUUCAGCUUUUUUCAGCUAAGGAACCCCAUGCAAAGCUGAGGAAGGCAGAUGUAGCUGAAGCUGCCAAGUAUGUACUUAAAAGGGAGAUGACAAAUGCAGAGUAUUCCCAGGUAACUAGUGAACUCUGUGUUUCUGUCAAAGGCAACGCUUGGGUCUUGAAAAGCGGUGAUGAAGGUGCAAAAUAAUUUGCCAUGUAUUGCACGUAAGAAAUAUAACCAAGCUUGUGAAGGAACAUUCGAUUAGUUUUACUUCCUCACCACCUUCUAUUUUACUGCUGCUUGGUCAUCCUGUUGCACUUCGGGGCUGGUGUAAUUCCAAAUUUUUAGGGGCUAGCUACACAUAGAAUAUAACUGCAUUUACAUUGACUACAUGUGUGCAUAUAUAUUUUUUUUUACGUUCCUCUUCUGUUUCUACGCAUAUGGUGAAAUUGCAACAUAUUUGUUUAAAAGAACACUUCAUACA
Messenger RNA from Papaver somniferum (opium poppy), 2439 nucleotides. Its product is annotated as DNA-directed RNA polymerase III subunit RPC5-like. Gene Ontology annotation, biological process: DNA-templated transcription. Gene Ontology annotation, cellular component: nucleus; RNA polymerase III complex. Bases 150 to 2162 code for a protein of 670 amino acids. The transcript has 13 exons. Lineage: Eukaryota; Viridiplantae; Streptophyta; Magnoliopsida; Ranunculales; Papaveraceae. The record is from RefSeq and is a predicted model, not a curated record.